Molecule: messenger RNA, 2329 nt
Organism: Ooceraea biroi (clonal raider ant)
Lineage: Eukaryota; Metazoa; Arthropoda; Insecta; Hymenoptera; Formicidae
Product: casein kinase I
Biological process (GO): protein phosphorylation
Molecular function (GO): protein kinase activity; ATP binding
Source: RefSeq, a predicted model, not a curated record
GCUUCCGGAACGUCAGUCGCUGCCAGUCGUACCCAGAGCGAAAGGGAAAAUGUCGGCGCGCUGUCGACGGGGCUUGUCGUGCCGUCAGUGACUACUCGCCCGAUACGUGAUACGACGCGUACCCCGUCCUCUGCGAUUUUAACUGUGAAAAGUCCGAUCGUAAAGCGUGUUGAUACAUUUCGGUCGAUGUGUAGCGCGAUUUGAUUCAAACUGCGUGCGCGAGAAAGACAGGAAGAUAGUGAGAGAAAGAGAGCGAGCGAACGAGCGAGACAGAUUGCGAGACGGAGGAACGAGUGGAAGAGUGAGAGAGGGUAAAAGACAGAGCAGGUGCAAAACUACACCGCUGUGUAGGGAUCGCCGCGCGAGAGAAGAGCUGGACAGCGGAGGAGGAGAGAGAGAAGGCACACGGAGGAGAGUAGUGACAUGGCGUCGUUGGCGAUAUCAAUAGCGAAGAAUGAGUUCAUCGUGGGUGGCAAGUACAGGCUGAUGAGGAAGAUCGGCUCGGGCUCGUUCGGCGACAUUUACCUCGGCAUCAACAUCUCUAAUGGCGAGGAAGUUGCAGUCAAGUUGGAGAACAUGCGAGCCCGGCAUCCUCAGCUUUUGUACGAGUCAAAGCUCUACAAAAUAUUACAUGGUGGUAUAGGAAUACCACACAUACGUUGGUAUGGCCAAGAACGCGAAUAUAAUGUUCUCGUUAUGGACCUUCUUGGACCAUCACUGGAAGACCUCUUCACCUUUUGUUCAAGAAGGUUUACUAUUAAGACAGUCCUAAUGUUGGCCGAUCAGAUGAUUGGUAGGAUCGAGUAUGUUCACUGCAAGCACUUCAUCCACAGAGAUAUAAAGCCAGACAAUUUUUUAAUGGGGAUUGGACGACAUUGUAACAAGCUAUUCCUCAUUGACUUUGGAUUGGCUAAGAAGUAUAGAGACAGUCGUACAAGACUGCACAUAAUAUACCGCGAGGAUAAAAAUUUGACAGGCACCGCAAGGUAUGCGUCUAUAAACGCGCACCUUGGGAUCGAACAGAGUCGUCGCGACGAUAUGGAGUCGCUCGGCUAUGUUCUUAUGUACUUCAAUCGUGGUUCAUUACCGUGGCAAGGUCUCAAAGCUGCGACGAAGAAGCAAAAGUAUGAGAAAAUUAGUGAGAAAAAAAUGUCGACUCCUGUAGAAGUGUUAUGCAAGGGAUUUCCCGCUGAGUUUGCGAUGUAUCUCAACUACACGCGAGGUUUACGUUUCGAGGAAAGCCCGGACUACAUGUAUCUGCGCCAACUUUUCCGCAUACUUUUCCGUACAUUGAACCACCAAUACGAUUAUACAUUUGACUGGACAAUGUUGAAACAAAAAGUUGCAAGUGGUACUGUUAGUGGUGGCUUGUCGACUGCUGGACCGGGUGUAUCUCAAGGUGCUCAAGGUGCUCAAGGGCAAGGGCAAGGUCAAGGUCAGGCACCUACUCAGGCCAACGCUCAAUCAGCGAAUAUCAAGCUUAAAAGAUGGUUGAAACAAAGCUCUACAAAGCUCAACAACGUUUCGAUUGGCACAAAUCAUUCCUCCAAGAAGCAAUAACGCGCAAGGGUUCUGUAAACGCUUUUCCCUCUCUCUCUCCGAUGAAUCAACGUUUCACAAAAUUUCACAAAAAUGUCAAGACAAAGAUUUUAACUCUUUAACUCUUACUAAUGAUAACGACUGAAACUAAUGGAGAUAUAAGUAUGCUUACAUGCUAAUUAACACUUAAUUAACGUCUUAUAACAUAUUGGAUAUACAUAUAUAAAUCUAUAAACUCUCAAAUUUUCUCCUGUUGAAAGAAAUUUUUGAUGAAUAUUCAUUGAGAAUCUGUUUCUGUUGUAUCAAGUCAUAUGUUGACAAAUAUAAUUUGUCUAUUCUAUUUCAUAUAUAAUAAUUUAAUGUUAUUUAAUGUUUCGACACUAAUGUUACAUACUUUAUGUUACAUAGAAUAGCCUCAAUGCCUCAAUAACCGUUAGAUUAAUCCUAAAUUUCUACCUUGCACCAAAACAUUGUUAUGCAUAGCUUAAAAAAGUUAUAGUUUAUGUUUUACUUGCUCGCGUUAUUACUUUUGUUUGAUAAAAUUGAUAGAAUUUUAAUAUCAUGCAUUUCUAUGCAUUGCCGAGCAACUAUCAGUAUCGAUCCUGAUUUUAUUUUUAUUGCAUAUAAUUAAAUGCACAUAUUUAAGAUUGAAGAACUGAAAAAGACUUAGCAGUGUACAUUUUGUAAAUCAUCUAGUUUCACGAAAGACCUUUCUGUAUACACGUUUGCUAUACAUCUCAAUGCUAUACGAUGCAAGAAACAAAGAGAUAUAAUAACGUAAAAUGGAAAA